Messenger RNA from Branchiostoma belcheri (Belcher's lancelet), 973 nucleotides. RefSeq lists its product as uncharacterized. Lineage: Eukaryota; Metazoa; Chordata; Leptocardii; Amphioxiformes; Branchiostomatidae. Bases 11 to 781 code for a protein of 256 amino acids. The record is from RefSeq and is a predicted model, not a curated record. The transcript has 2 exons.
CCGGUUAAAGAUGGCUGCUGCAGUGAUUCUUCUAGUCUUCUGUCUCUCUCUACAAAGUGUCUACGGCGUUGGGGAUGCACGCCGGCCAGGGAAGUUUUACUGGCCUCGUGGUAUCCCUCGUGGAAACCCGUUGUGGAAACGUUUCUGGGACCGUUUCCACCCAAAACAACAGGUAACCACGGUUCCAACGACUACAACAACAUCCCAACCGACUACAACAACAUCCCAACCGACUACGUCGACGGCAACCAAGACCACACCGCCGCCCCCGGGGCCGCAACCCCAAUGGCCGCCCCCGAAUUUUCUAGUCCAUGGCAGUUCGGCGUACAGUAUUGAUCUUUGCGAGACCAAGGAGUACAUCAACUCGCUCUCGUGCAAGCUGGAGCGCGAAUAUCCAGAUAUUCAAGAGGGUCUGCUCACCACGUUCGGGUAUGUAUUUCCGGACGGUGGGGGCGCGGUGGUUACGCCAAUUUCCUCCAAUCCUUGCGGGUACUCCGCCACCAUGGUGUCGCCGAUCCACGCCGUCACGGUCAGCGGGGAGACGGUGGAACUUUGGGUGGGAAUACAGAGAGGAGUCGUCAGGCAGCAGGAGUUCCUGGAGGUGAAGUGCACCAGUUCGACCCCUGUUUACCACCGGGGCUGCGGCGGCAGGUGUGUGGAGGAGAGCACGUGGAACAAGGCCGUCGUGGUCAGGUCGGGCGACCCACCCAAGGUUGGUUGGGAUAGGAUCCUUGUCAACACAAGCUGCAGCUGUCACGUGCCAAAUCCAUGGGAUUUCUGACAAGGAUCAUAUCCCAAAGUCACUUGAGACAAAGUCGAAUCGCGAGGCCUCUGAGACCGAAGAGAUGAAUCCUGCUGAUGAGCCCUGAAGACACACGGGAACUCAUGGCGUUGGUGUGGCGCACAGUUACACAGUAGGACGAAGGCCUCGGACUUGUUAAGAAAGUGCCAUGCUUUGUAAACAAGUGUCACA